Ostreococcus tauri is the source of this 576-nucleotide messenger RNA. RefSeq names its product Guanylate kinase. Gene Ontology annotation, biological process: endosome transport via multivesicular body sorting pathway; late endosome to vacuole transport; protein transport. Gene Ontology annotation, cellular component: ESCRT III complex; multivesicular body. The record is from RefSeq and is a predicted model, not a curated record. NCBI's taxonomy places the organism in Eukaryota, Viridiplantae, Chlorophyta, Mamiellophyceae, Mamiellales, Bathycoccaceae. The transcript has 2 exons. The coding region runs from base 1 to 576 and encodes 191 amino acids.
AUGAAUCAGGAGAAGAAAUUAAUCGCAGAGAUCAAGCGAGUGGCCAAGGCGAAUCAAAUGGGCGCCGUGAAGGUCAUGGCGAAGGAUCUCGUUCGCACGAGACACUCGAUUACGAAGUUUUACGCCCUUAAGUCGCAGUUGCAAGGGGUGUCGCUGCGAAUGCAGACGCUGAAGAGCUCGCAGGCCAUGGCAGACGCGAUGCGUGGGGUGACCAAGGCGAUGAAGUCGAUGAAUGCGCGGUUGAAUCUUCCGUCGUUGACGAAUAUCUUGAAGGAGUUUGAGAGGCAAAAUGAAAAGAUGGAGAUGACCACGGAGGUGAUGGGUGAUGCGGUCGACGAUGCGUUCGCUGGUGAGGAUGAAGAGGAGGAAACGGAGGAACUGGUGAAUGCUGUGUUGGACGAGCUUGGGUGCAAUGUCGGGGCGGAGCUCAUUUCGGCCCCAGCGACCAAGGUUGGGGUUGCCUCGGAGUCGAAGGCGGAGCGCGCAGCGGUAUUGGAAGGUGGUGCGUCGGAGCCCACCGCCGGGAGCGGUCUGGAUGACGACCUGCAGGCGCGUCUUGACGCGCUUCGAAAGUAA